Molecule: messenger RNA, 2767 nt
Organism: Acanthochromis polyacanthus (spiny chromis)
Lineage: Eukaryota; Metazoa; Chordata; Actinopteri; Pomacentridae
Product: NLR family CARD domain-containing protein 3-like
Exons: 7
Coding region: 167-2545 (792 amino acids)
Molecular function (GO): protein binding
Source: RefSeq, a predicted model, not a curated record
GACCACAACAAACAGCGAUCGCCAGGUGGAGUCCUGACUGGUUCCAGGAAACAGAUCACCUGUCUGAGCGUCCAGGAGUGGACUGGAAACUUUCUUCUUCUUCUUCAGCGCUUUGAAUAAAGUGUGAAGGUAGAAAGUGUGUGUGAGCUGCUGUGAGUUGAGCAUCAUGGAUGAGUGUGAGGACAGAGAGGAGGGAGUCCCUCCCUCUAAAAGCUCUCUGUGUGGGGAACAGGAGAACCAGAGCAAAGCUCAGAGAGUGGAGCAGCAGAACUCAGAGGUUCCCAGAGCUCAGUCUGUCCAGCAGCAUCACCUGGACUCCAUAUUCAUGCUGCUGGAGGACAACAUGGUGACUUUUGUGAAGAAGGAGCUGAAGAAGAUGCAGAAGCUUGUGAGUCCAGAUUACCCAGAAUGCUCGUCAGAGAGUCAGAGGGAGGAUGAGGAGGAGUUGGAGGGUGAUGAUGAAGAUGAGAGGAGCAGCAGAGAGAUGUUUGAGCAGAUCACAGUGUUGUUCCUGAGGAGGAUGAAGCAGGAGAAGCUGGCUGACUGUCUGCAGAGCAAACUUGCUGCUGGAGUUUGUGGACGUGAACUUAAACGUGGUCUGAAGAAGAAGUUCCAGAGAGUGUUUGAGGGCAUCGCUAAAGCAGGACAGAAGACCCUCCUGAAUGAGAUCUACACAGAGCUGUACAUCACAGAGGGAGGGACUGCAGAGGUCAAUGAUGAACAUGAGGUCAGACAGAUUGAAGCAGCAUCCAGGAAAGCAGACAGAGCAGAAAGAAGCAUCAGAGCAGAAGACAUCCUUAAACGCUCACCUGGAAGAGAUGGACCAAUCAGAACAGUGAUGACAAAGGGAGUGGCUGGCAUCGGGAAAACAGUGUUAACACAGAAGUUGACUCUGGACUGGGCUGAAGACAAAAGGAACCAGGAUAUCCACUUCAUGUUUCCAUUGACUUUCAGAGAGCUGAAUGUGGUGAAAGAGAGAAAGUUCAGCUUGAUGGAACUUGUUCAUCACUUCUUCAGUGAAACCAAAGCUGCAGGAAUCUGCAGCUUUGAACACUUCCAGGUUGUGUUGAUCUUUGACGGUCUGGAUGAGUGUCGCCUUCCUCUGGACUUCCACAACAAUGAGGUCCUGACUGAUGUUAGAGAGUCCACCUCAGUGGAUGUGCUGCUGACAAACCUGAUCAGGGGGAAGCUGCUUCCCUCUGCUCGCCUCUGGAUAACCACACGACCUGCUGCAGCCAAUCAGAUCCCUCCUGACUGUGUGGACAUGGUGACGGAGGUCAGAGGGUUCACCGACCCACAGAAGGAGGAGUACUUCAGGAAGAGAUUCAGAGAUGGGAGGAAGGCCAGCAGCAUCAUCUCCCACAUGAAGAAGUCACGAAGCCUCCACAUCAUGUGCCACAUCCCAGUGUUCUGCUGGAUCACUGCUACAGUUCUGGAGGAGCUGCUGAGAAGCAGAGAGGGAGGAGAUCUGCCCAGAACCCUGACUGAGAUGUUCAUCCACCACCUGGUGGUUCAGGCCAAAGUCAAGAAGAUCAAGUAUGAUGGAGGAGCUGAAACAGAUCCACACUGGAGUCCAGACAGCAGGAGGAUGAUUGAGUCUCUGGGAAAACUGGCUUUUAAUCAGCUGCAGAGAGGAAACCUGAUCUUCUAUGAGUCUGACCUGACAGAGUGUGGCAUCGAUGUGGAAGCAGCCUCAGUGUACUCAGGAGUGUUCACACAGAUCUUUAAAGAGGAGAGUGGACUGUACCAGGACAAGGUGUUCUGCUUCGUCCAUCUGAGCGUUCAUGAGUUUCUGGCUGCUCUUCAUGUCCAUCAGACCUUCAUCAACUGUGGAAUCAACCUGAUGGAAAAACAACAACGAACAACCUCCAACAAACCUGAUCCAAUAGUUUUCUACCAGAGAGCUGUGGACGAGGCCUUACAGAGUCCAAACGGACACCUGGACUUGUUCCUGCGCUUCCUCCUGGGUCUGUCACUGUCGACCAAUCAGAAUCUCCUACCAGGCCUGCUGACACAGACAGGAAGUAGCUCACAGACCAAUCAGAAAACAGUGAAGUACAUCAAGGAGAAGAUCGGUGAGAAUGUGUCUGCAGAGAGAAGCAUCAAUCUGUUCCACUGUCUGAAUGAACUGAAGGAUGUUUCUCUAGUGGAGAAGAUCCAACAGUCCCUGAGAUCAGGACGUCUGUCCACAGAUAAACUGUCUCCUGCUCAGUGGUCAGCUCUGGGCUUCAUCUUACUGUCAUCAGAAGAACAUCUGGACGUGUUUGACCUGAAGAAAUACUCUGCUUCAGAGGAGGUUCUUCUGAGGCUGCUGCCAGUGGUCAAAGCCUCCAAGAAAGUUGUACUGAGUGGCUGUAAUCUGUCAGAGAGAAGCUGUGGAGCUCUGUCCUCAGUCCUCAGCUCCCAGUCCUCCAGUGUGACAGAGCUGGACCUGAGUAACAACAACCUGCAGGAUUCAGGAGUGGAGAGUCUUUCUGCUGGACUGGAGAGUCCACACUGUAAACUGGAAGCUCUCAGGUCAGGACUCAUCAACCUGUUCAACUGAUGACCAUUUAAAAUGUGUUUUUAUUCAUGAUGAGCAGAACAGCUGAGAUGGGAGGUUUUCUGUAUUUGUAUGACUCAGAUCAGUUGUGUUACUGACCUUUAGCUCUAGUUCCUCUUAAUGAGGCCUCUUCCACUACAGGAACUGAACAACCUGGAACCUGCAUCACAGAACCAGGACCAAACAACUUGAGGCUUUUAGUCACUGGAAGGUUCUGUCAAUUCA